Messenger RNA from Amphiprion ocellaris (clown anemonefish), 1808 nucleotides. RefSeq names its product damage-specific DNA binding protein 2 (gene ddb2). Gene Ontology annotation, biological process: response to UV; DNA repair. Bases 135 to 1610 code for a protein of 491 amino acids. Gene Ontology annotation, cellular component: nucleus; Cul4-RING E3 ubiquitin ligase complex. The transcript is spliced from 11 exons. Gene Ontology annotation, molecular function: damaged DNA binding; protein binding. NCBI's taxonomy places the organism in Eukaryota, Metazoa, Chordata, Actinopteri, Pomacentridae. The record is from RefSeq and is a predicted model, not a curated record.
AGCUGUAACACACGCUAGUUACAAAACACGCACAUUUUGCAGCCAUGAGUCGUCACGUGUACCGCUGCGUUAUGAAAACACAGAAGUUCCUGUUGUUGACCUGCAACGCUGAGUGCUGAACCUCAGGGGCAAAAAUGAAAAGCAAACCUGUCAAGUCAGACGCAUCUGAUUCAAAGAGGAAAGGAAAGAAAAGAGCCGCCGAGGACUCUGCUACGACUCUGUCCAAAAAACUGAGAGACAAGAAAAAUGGAGAAACGUCGAAAUCAGGAGCUCCUGUCAAGUCUGCAGGAGUCCAGAGGAGAGGUGUUCAUGGCAGCAUCCUGCACUACAUUUAUAAGAGCACUCUGGGCCAAAGUCUGCACUCACAGAUGAGACAGUGUCUCCAGGAGCCUUUCGUCCGCUCUCUGUCGUCUUACCAUUUCCACGGUGCGACGAGUCCCUUCGAUCGCAGGAUCACCUGUCUGGAGUGGCAUCCCACUCACCCCUCCACUCUGGCUGUGGCCUCCAAGGGGGGAGACAUUUAUCUUUGGGACUUUGAGGUGCCCACAAAGAAGACCUUCAUUCAAGGGAGCGGAGCGGGAGACUUUAUCGGAGGGAUGAAGUUUUGCCCCACGGACCUCUCUAGAGUCUAUGUGGCUUCUGGUGAGGGUACACUGACCAUGCAGAGCUUUGAGGGCCGAACACCCACCCUAUUGUCCAGAACUGAGGACUGUGGCCAUGAUCACCACAACGUUUGCUACUGGUACUGCUGUGUGGAUGUGUCUGUAAGCCGACAGAUGCUUGUGACCGGAGACAAUGUGGGUCAGCUCGUACUUGUGGGUUUGGACGGUCAAAAGAUUUUUAGUGAUAAACUGCACAAAGCCAAAGUGACUCAUGCAGAGUUUAACUCCCGAUGCGACUGGCUGCUGGUGACGGCGUCGGUCGACCACACGGUGAAGCUUUGGGACCUGAGGAACAUCAAAGACAAGAAGAGCUUCCUCCAUGAAAUGCCUCAUGAGAAAGCUGUAAACUCAGCCUAUUUCAACCCACUGGACUGCUCCAAGUUGCUCACCACGGAUCAGUAUGACGAAAUCCGUGUCUACUCAUCUCCCGACUGGUCGAAGCCUCAACAUAUCAUCCAACACCCACACAGACAGUUUCAGCACCUCACACCCAUCAAGGCCACAUGGCAUCCUGUAUAUGACCUGAUUGUGGCCGGACGUUACCCCGAUGACCGGGUUUGCACCGGCGAUCAGAGGACCAUCGACAUCUAUGACUCCAACACGGCAGAGCUGGUGUGUCAGCUGUACGAUCCCACUGUUGCAGGGAUCAAAUCUAUCAACAAAUUCAAUCCGAUGGGUGAUGUGAUCGGAUCUGGCAUGGGUGUAACGGUGCUAGUCUGGGACCGGAAUGAAUCACUGAUCAGUGAUCGGCACAAAUUGCAGGAAAGUUCAGCCUCAGCGAACAGUUUGAGAGGACAGAGGAGGAGUCAGCAGCGCUCCAACAGGGACCGGAAGGCUCCUGCUGUGGAUGCAAAGCUCAAGAAAAAACUAGCAUCUCUGGAAGAAACUGAGACCAAAACCAAGACCAAGACUGACAAACAAAAACAAGCUCAGAUGAGGAAGAAGUGAACUGAAAAAAUAUCCAGAGUCUUAAAAGUUUCUUUGUGUGUAUAUUUGUUUAUUACUGUAUGUUGUGUGUCUAACUUCAGGGAUUGUUUGCAGAGGUCACAAAUGUCUUAGAUCUUUUAUAAACCAGUUUAAAUUUUGACCACUGUAUGUUCUUGCAGAAGCUUUUCUACUGUAUCACAAUAAAAAUAUUCAUUCAUA